Messenger RNA from Podospora anserina S mat+, 1134 nucleotides. RefSeq lists its product as uncharacterized. The coding region runs from base 1 to 1134 and encodes 377 amino acids. Lineage: Eukaryota; Fungi; Ascomycota; Sordariomycetes; Sordariales; Podosporaceae. The transcript has a single exon. The record is from RefSeq and is a predicted model, not a curated record.
AUGGAUCAACCACUUGGGAGCUUCAUCCCUCCAUACCUCAUAUCCUUCCCCACCAACACAGUCAGCUUCAUCCAUGUCGGCCCCCAAUCCGAAUGGCACCGCCAGCAACGCCCCGACACUACCCUCUGUCGCCGUGCAAACAAGGGUCAUUUGUCUGUCUACUGCAACCUCGAGAAGGACCAGUCUCACGUCCUUCUCGCCAUCUCCUUUCAGGAGGAUGAUCUCCCCUCCCUAAACCGCCAAGUGUACUACCACUACGUCGACAAAGACGACUCCAUCAUCGGCAACGGAACCCUCAUCGAGAUCACCUUCCAAAACUACCCCGAAGACAUCGACACGGCCGACCGCUUGAAGAACAGCAUCGCCUGGCGCAUCCGCUUUAACAAGAAGCACAUGGAUGCCAUCAAGUACAUCCUCACCCAGGCCCGUUCACAAACCGCCAACCUGCCCCGCGUCGCCGCCCUCCCCAAAGAAGACCGUGAUCUUCUUUACCACUACAUCCGCGCCACACUGAUUCCCCAGCCCGUCCCCCACGGCCUCGCCGCCCUCGGCAAAUGGCCCAUCCGUCUCCCCACCACCUUGUCCACAAGCCCCCCCCUCGGCGCAAAGUCCGAGCCGGUCGCGGCCUCUGUCUACCACGACGCAGCGCAGGACCAAGUCGUCGAGGAUACAGAGGAGGAAAAUCCCAAGGCGAUCAGAUUGCGCGAGAUGGAGCGGGAGCGCUACGCCAACAAGCCGCCUCCUUCCCCUCCUCCCCCCCGUCCUGCGUCUCCGUCUCCAUGGCCUGCGCGGAGCAAGAACAACCACGUCCCUGGUCCGUCUCGUGAGGACGAGGAGUUUUAUCAGAGUGUUAUUGAUGCCGCUACCACUCCCAAGAAGCCGGAGUUGUUUGUUGCUGCUCAGGAUGCUCUUCCUACCCCUACGCCUGUGAGGAGGGGGAGGAGGGCGGAGGAGGAUGAUGCUUUUUGGGGCUCGCCUUUAGGGAAGCCGGGGCAGAUGGCGUCGCGGAAGAAGGGGGGUUUGGCUCCUGGGUGUGGGGGGGCGACGGAGAGGAAGGUUUCGAUGCAGGCUUUGGUGGGGAAUGCCGAGGUUGAGGUGAGGUUUAAGGAGAAGGAUGCGGAUAAGGUUUUGUGA